CUUAAAGGCGUCUGUCCCACCCCUGGCGACUGUCUGUAAUUGAUUUCCACAUAUUUUCGAAACAGACAAUAAAACUGCAGCAUCCUGAUCAGCUAGACUAUUACUACUUGAACAUAGUGUUUGAAUUCAGUAAUCGUGUUCUGUGUUAAAUUCUCUUUGGUGAUAAUAAUGUACUUUGUUGAUUAAUUGGAAUUUGUUGUAAAGUUUUACCAAUUACCAAACAUUUAUAUCUAUAACCUGUAAGAGGGUUCACGAUUUGAAAUACGUUUCUUUGUGAGUAGAAAACUCAUAAUGUCAGAGGAUAAGUCAAACCUAGCUCCGGAAAACAAAAAGCAUAGAAGACCAAAGAUGAAAAUAUUAGUAUUUCAUGGCUACCGGCAGAACGCUAAGUCAUAUAAGGCUAAAAUAGGAGCAAUUCGCAGAACCCUAGUUAGAUCUUCCCAGUUAAUAUUCUUAUCAGCGCCCCACCAAGUGGCACGUGAGGAUGAUGAUUCUUCUGAUGAAGAUGAGAGGUCAUCGUGUGUUGAUUCAGAAGAUAACACCUUCAGUGGAAAAUGCUUGGGUGGACCUGCAAAAGGAUUUGAGGAGACUUUAGAGCAUCAAGAUGAGAGGUCAUGGUGGUUUAAUUCAGAAGAUAACACCUUCAGUGGAAAAUGCUUGGGUGGACCUGCAAUAGGAUUUGAGGAGACUUUACGUUUGAUUGAGGAUACUGUGAAGGAACAUGGGCCAUUUGAUGGCUUAAUGGGAUUUUCACAGGGAGCUUGCCUUGUAGGUUUAUUAGCUGCAAUGCAACAGAAAGGAUAUUUAUCAUUUUCAUUUAAAUUUGUAAUAUGUAUAUCUGGCUUUCGAUCUGGAAGUUUAGUACACAAAGGUUUUUAUGAUGAAGGUAUAAAUUUACCCUCUUUACAUGUGUUUGGUAAUGCUGACUCAAUAGUGCCAAAAGAAAUGUGUGAAGCUUUGAUAAACCUGUUUCCCAAUCCAGCUAUAGUAGAGCAUGCUGGUGGCCACUUUGUGCCUUGUUCAGGAUCAAUAAGGAUUGCAUAUUUAGACUAUCUUGACGACAGACAUAAGGCUAUUUAUGGAACACCAUCAUCGAAAUAAUGAAAAAUAUAUUUUAUAAGUUAUAUAAGAUUAAUACUAGAUAUUAUUGAAUACAAUAAGUUUUUCAGCUUUGAGGUGAAACAUAAAACUUACCUUUUUUUUUUGCCACUGGAUCAAUAACUGGAGUAAAAUGAGAGUAACAUAAAUUAGUUCGAAAUAC
Molecule: messenger RNA, 1261 nt
Organism: Leptidea sinapis
Lineage: Eukaryota; Metazoa; Arthropoda; Insecta; Lepidoptera; Pieridae
Product: esterase AGAP003155
Exons: 6
Coding region: 292-1101 (269 amino acids)
Biological process (GO): response to retinoic acid
Cellular component (GO): cytoplasm; nucleus
Source: RefSeq, a predicted model, not a curated record